Molecule: messenger RNA, 528 nt
Organism: Bipolaris maydis ATCC 48331
Lineage: Eukaryota; Fungi; Ascomycota; Dothideomycetes; Pleosporales; Pleosporaceae
Source: RefSeq, a predicted model, not a curated record
AUGGCUCACUGCGGCCGAGUCCAACGACCGGUCACUGCACAGUGGCCGCAUCGGUUCACAAUUUCCAUGCAAAUAGCGGCUUUGUCCUUCAUCAUGGAAUAUGCACGAUACUACAUUGGUAAUCACUUCCGUGCUUCACCCCUCUUGCUUGCACUCAGCAUUAUCAUGGCCAUUGUGGCCGUGACUGCGCUUGGUUACACGAUUCACGUUGAAGCUGCAAGGGCGCUCGUUCGAUGUAGACCCAAUGCCUCCUUAACGGCUUCCUGCGGCAUGGUAUUCGCCCUCGCGGCCACCCUCUCAAAUCAUGUUUGGGAGGCACCACGUGACGCUGCUUCUUUCAAUCAAACUGGUGUAUGCCUGCUCGUCGCCACUAUCCUUGGAGGCCGUCUGAUGAGAUGUCUAGUAACAACUCGGAAUACCCAACUACCCGCCUUAUUGGCAAACGCGAUACCUUCGACAGCCGCUGUCAUCGCACCUGAAGAUACCAAUGGCUCCAAUUCUGCCCAGGUCCCUGCAGACCUGCUUUAG